AUGGAUGACGAGUUAACUAUACAAUCUAUUGGAAAAAACUUUUCGACUGAAGAGCUUUUAAGACUUUUGGCCUAUUUCGAAGGCGAAAUCCAGGCUCGUGAUAUCGUAAUAGCUACUUUGAAGUCAGAAAAAGCGAAGCAAUUAUUGCAUGAGGCCAAAUAUGGACAACUUGCUGGAAGCAACCCAAUUAAAGCUCUGCAACGUGACUCCGGUUUUACGGAUGAAGGAAAUGAAGUUGAUGAAUCUGCAAUUGGACGCAUGUAUGAAACCCAAUUGAUGCAGCUGGAACGUUUAAUCACUGUGCAGCGGCGCUGUCACAAUCACUCUAAACAGAUCCUAGCAGCUACAGAGAAGCGGCAUGCACGAAUUUUGCGAGAGUUAGAUGAGGAAAAGCAACGUUCUGCAGCGGAUGCUGCACAGGGCGAUGAUCUUUGUGUUCUUCUUGAAAAUGAACGGACUCGCCUUCGUCAACAACUGGAGUAUGAGCAAAAGGAAGGUGAAAAAGCUCAUAAGGAAGUGGAAAGAUUGGAAAAAAAGUUAAGGGAUGAACAAGAACGUCACAAGUCGAUGGUGUUGUUCUUGGUAAAUGAACGGAAGCAAAUGUUAUUUGAAGUACAUGAGCUAAAAGUUCAAAAUGGCCGCGGUUCUUCCUGCGCUCAGGAAACAACAUUGUUUGCAGAGAUGCGAAAGGAAGUAACUGCCCUGCGCUCGGAAAGGGACCAACUGCGUACAGCUUUGGAUGCAGCUCUUUCCGAAGUGCAGAUCCUCAGAGAGGUUGCAAGAAAUCAAGAGGAGGAUUUGUCCUUCAUGUGUACCGAUAUACUUGCUAACACGCGAAGUUAUGCAAAUAAUUUACGAUUUUCGGACGACGGUUCUGUGGUUGUAGCUAAUAAAGGUGUUUCAAACGCUUUGUCACCGUCAAAAAAUCCGGCGCCAGGCUUAUUGCCCGUAGCCAGCGAUCUGAAGCAUCCAGUACGACCCCGACUCACAACUUCCUCAACCUUUCCAGCAAGUAACCGGAUUCCUCAGAGUCGUGUUCCUUUCCGAGCACCAUCUCCUCUAUCAGUCUCAUCAACCGUUCCACUCUCUCCCGCGAAGAAAGGACAACAUUCUACAACAGCUGCACGGCCGAUAGCACUGUUAACAGUACGUGGUAAUAAUUAUUCGUCAUCACGUGAUCGCGAGAGGAUGUCAAAUUCAUCAGAUUCGUCCGAAAAGAUGAAAAAUGCAUAUUCAGCUGAGCCUGAAAUUGAGCAUUUGGGUGCAGUGAUCGAAUCAAUGAACACAAGUAAGCGAAGCGCUUCUUUGCCACGAAACGGCAAAAAUGGGGUUAUCGUUGGAUCACAGGCACGUAAACCUGUUCCAUCGAAACAUGCUAUCACUGCCAAACGUAGUACAAUUUUCAAAGCUCUCGGUGUAACGACACGAAAUGACAGGAACGGCACAUAA
Molecule: messenger RNA, 1449 nt
Organism: Loa loa (African eye worm)
Lineage: Eukaryota; Metazoa; Nematoda; Chromadorea; Rhabditida; Onchocercidae
Exons: 9
Coding region: 1-1449 (482 amino acids)
Source: RefSeq, a predicted model, not a curated record